Messenger RNA from Oppiella nova, 2013 nucleotides. The record is from the annotation of a GenBank genome assembly. NCBI's taxonomy places the organism in Eukaryota, Metazoa, Arthropoda, Arachnida, Sarcoptiformes, Oppiidae.
AUGUUUGGUCCAAACUGUUCCGCAUCGCGGAUACGCUAUGAGUAUACGGUCCCCGUCUCGGGGCCUAUAGUCCAGCGCCCACUCCACGCGAGUCCUGUCGUGAAUGUGGCCGUAAUAUUGGCCCCGAAUUUUACCUCAAACACAAGCCAUUUGCCAAAUGUUGUGGUAUUUUUAGUGGAUGACUUUGGCUGGUCUGAUGUUGGCUACCAUUCCGAUCACGUGUUGACUCCAAACAUCGACACGUUGGCCGCCGAUGGCAUCGUAUUAAACCAAUAUUACAGUCACACAACUGCGAGCACCAGUAGGGCGUCCCUACUCACUGGCGUCCACCCCAUACACACCGGACUACAGAACCUGUUCAUUAUGAACCAUUCGCCUACCGGUGCGCCCCUACACUACAAACUAUGGCCGCAAUAUCUUAAACAAUAUAACUAUAGCACACAUAUGGUCGUUUGGGUCAUAAAAAUGUUGGAAAUAGUUUCGGUCUCUCAAACUCAGAUGGGGUUUAACAUGAAUCCCAUGGGCGGGCAUAAAAAUGUGCUUAUUCUUUAUAAAGGCAAAUGGACGUUAGGGUUCGCGCGACGCGACUACACGCCCACAUACCGGGGCUUCGACUCAUUCGUGGGCUUCUGGACGCACACGAAAUACAACUACAAUCACACGAGUUGUGAGUUUUAUCGCCACUUUAUCUGCGGUGAGGACUCGCGACACAACACAGACUUCACGACAAACGGAACCGGCGUUUACUCGACACACCAUUUCACCGACCGGUCGCUUCAUCUGAUCGACACCCACAACACUGCGCAACCACUGUUCCUAUAUGUGGCCUAUCAAACGAUACACCACUCGCCCUAUGCCCUAAUGGAGGCGCCGCCACCGCACGAGUUCCCGGAUAUGUUCGGCCACAUCGAGUCAGACCAACGGAAAACAGUCGCGCGAAUGAUAUACUCUAUCGAUCAGUCGAUCGGCGCAGUUGUCGAGCGGUUACACUAUCGCCAAAUGCUCGCUAAUAGUAUCCUGGUGUUUGUCAGCGAUAAUAGUGGUCGUAGCACUGGUAUGCAGGCAUAUAUCACUAAAGGCUAUUCAUAUAUAGUAUUACUAAAUGACCAAGAUUACAAAUCAAAGGGAGGGGAGAGAGAGAGGGAAGGAGGGAGGGUGAGGGUGCAGGUAAAUCCCGGAACCAAUUGGCCGUUCAAACACACCUACCGACCAAUUCAUGGCCUACACGAAGGAGACAUCAGAGCGCCGGCACUCAUAUGGAGUCCAUUACUUACCAAAAGUGGUUACGUCUCGGACGCCAUCGUCGACGUCACGGAUCUGUUGCCAACAGUUUUGGAGGCCAUCGACGGCACCGACAGUUUGGCCGACGAGACCGACAUAUACGGUCGGUCUCAAUGGAGCGCACUGUCCAACAACGACCGCCCGGUGCGACGGGAACUCAUCCAUAACGUCGACCAGGUGUACAACGUGUCGGCCAUUCGUUGGCACGACUGGAAACUCAUGCAAAUCUCGACGCUGGCGCUGACCGCCUACCGGUCGGCGCCGGCGGCCUAUUCAGCCAACGCCGCAAAAAAUGGCGAGUCAUUCAAAGAGCGGCGGACUAUGGAUCGCGUGUCCUGUAAGUCAUACGACGUGUUGCGCCGAAUGAAUAGAGCGCCCGAUUAUGAGGCGCUCAGCGAUGCGGUGGUGGAGUGCGGGCGGCGGCCGACACCUGUCGCCACAGACGACGCGAAUGACUGCCCAAAAGGACAGUUGUGUUUGUAUAACCUUCGACACGAUCCGUGCGAAUACCAUAACCUUAUCGACGAAACGGACCCCGAAUUCGUGCGAUUCUUGUGGAAUAAAUUGGUGACAUUUAACGGGACAUCAGUGCCGCCCCUGUCGCUCGUGCCACUCGAUGACAGAGCCGACCCGAGCCUUCAUAAUAACCGGUGGACUAAUUGGUUGGACACCGGGGAACAGGCACAUCAGGGGGACGGGACUGUUGCCAACAAAGUGCAUACUGAUUUAUAG